This is a messenger RNA of Nematostella vectensis (starlet sea anemone), 1758 nucleotides long. RefSeq names its product solute carrier family 35 member E3. Gene Ontology annotation, molecular function: antiporter activity; nucleotide-sugar transmembrane transporter activity. Gene Ontology annotation, cellular component: Golgi apparatus. The transcript has 6 exons. Lineage: Eukaryota; Metazoa; Cnidaria; Anthozoa; Actiniaria; Edwardsiidae. The coding region runs from base 246 to 1175 and encodes 309 amino acids. The record is from RefSeq and is a predicted model, not a curated record.
CGCCUGGUGCAAACAAGACAAUUUUAUUACAACAGAACAAAGAACCGGUUUGGGACAUCUUUUGUUUUUUUACAAUUCAAACAAAAAGGACGAAUCACCGUAGUUCAUUAGAUAAAGAAAAUGAAGGGGGAUAUAUAGAGAGAUAAGGAAGACUCAAGAAGUUCUCCUCGUCAAAGAUGAUUUAUCACCCGUCACUAAUUUUCGUUCUACGUGUUGCUUUCCUUGCUGUGUAAAAGACUCCUAGAAUGCAUCCGAGCGUAUUGGCGUUUGGAUUAACGGCCAAUUUAUGUGCCUCUAUAUGCAUCGUGUUCCUCAACAAGUGGAUCUACGUCCAUUACGGGUUUCCGAACAUGACUCUGACUUGCAUUCAUUUUAUCGUCACUUUUGCCGGGCUACAGACAUGUGCCUUUUUUAAAGUGUUUCGUCCAAGGAAAUUACCUUUUCUCAAGAUGAUCCCCCUGUCCUUGACGUUCUGCGGGUUUGUUGUGUUCACGAAUCUCAGUCUUCAGAGUAACACUGUCGGUACCUACCAACUGUGCAAAGCACUUACUACGCCUGUGAUCAUUGGUAUUCAUACGUUGUUCUACAGAAAAGCCUACUCCACCAAGAUUAAACUGACUGUUAUCCCUAUCACACUGGGUGUGUUUUUGAACUCUUACUAUGAUGUCAGGUUCAAUAUACAGGGCACGGUCUAUGCUAGCCUCGGUGUUCUUGUUACUUCUCUUUAUCAAGUUUGGGUUGGAGCCAAGCAAAAGGAAUUCCAAGUUAAUUCGAUGCAGCUUCUUUACUAUCAGGCUCCCUUGUCUGCCAUUCUUCUGGGUUGUGUGGUGCCCAUGUUUGAGCCAAUCACAGGUCAUGGAGGAGUCUUCUCAUCUUGGCCACUUGAAGCAGUUCUUGCAGUACUAGCAUCAGGAGCUGUUGCAUUCAGUGUCAACCUCUCCAUCUAUUGGAUUAUUGGAAACACCUCCCCUGUGACAUACAACAUGGUGGGUCACUUGAAGUUCUGUAUCACACUACUAGGUGGCUACUUCAUCUUCCAUGACCCGCUAAAGAUGAACCAGAUGAUGGGCGUGGCCAUCACGCUCGCCGGGAUAAUGACUUAUACUCACUUCAAACUUGAGGAGCAAACCAAGCAGGUUUUGCCUACAACAGUGAAACCAACAGUUAAAAUGUGAACAGAAUUAUUCUUAUUUUAUUCAUAUAUACAUCGCCAUGUAUAAUAUAUGCUACAUGAAAAAGAUUGGCGUCCUACUUGGAUUUUAUUUAAAUGGGCUUUUCAGUUACAGAUUUACUUCUAUUGAUUCGGUGCAAUUCUCUUACCGGAGAAGAGCGAGGAAGAUUUCUGGAAUGAAAGCUGUCAACACACUACAUGCUUGUGACGUUUAUCCUUUAUAUGUAUCUCCUCGGGAACACUGUUUUUUUCUGACUUGCGAACCCAUGGGUUUCCGAGGAUUGUGCUCUCUAUAUUUGCUGUUUACUGGCAAUGAAAACGAAGGUAUCAUGUACACAGAGUAGCAGGGAUUUGCGGUCUAUUUACAGGUUGAUAGAAAGGAAGACACAAACACUAAAAGCUCUGUAGUUUUGUUUACUGACUUAUUCCCCACACAAUUAUAUACUGUAAUGAUUCGAAAAAGCGCCGGGGCGGCUAUUCAAUUUAUCGGCUCUUUGGGGGAAGGGGUGCUAAUAGGGAGGGUGGAUUGCGAACUAAACUUUAUUUGCGAUAAAAUUAAACUACAGUAAAAAUGUUGUUUGACUUAA